GCGGGCUUGGUCCGGAGUGCAGGGGAGGCGGGCGGCCCGGCGGCGGACUGGGCCCCCGGGCCUGCCGCGCGGGCGCUGAGCUGGCGGGGCGGGCCGGGGCCCGGACGGUGGCUCCUCCUCCUCUGGCUGCAGGGUUAAAAACUAAUAUUUAUAUAAGACAGAAGAGAAAGAUGUCAUUCCGUAAAGUAAACAUCAUCGUCCUGGUCCUGGUUGUUGUUCUCUUCCUACUGGUUUUGCACCAUAACUUUCUCGGCCUGAGCAGUUUGCUAAGGAAUGAGGUUUCAGAUUCAGGAAUUGUGGGGUUUCAGCCCAUAGACUUUGUCCCAAAUGUUCCCCGACAAGCUGUAGACGGGAGACAAGAGGAGAUUCCUGUGGUCAUCGCUGCAUCUGAAGAUAGGCUCGGGGGGGCCAUUGCAGCCAUAAACAGCAUUCAGCACAACACUCGCUCCAAUGUGAUGUUUUACAUUGUUACGCUCAAUGGUACAGCAGACCAUCUCCGGUCCUGGCUCAGCAGCAGUACCUUGAAAAGCAUCAGGUACAAAAUUGUGGAUUUUGACACUAAACUUUUGGAAGGGAAAGUCAAGGAGGAUCCUGACCAGGGGGAAUCCAUAAAACCAUUAACCUUUGCAAGGUUCUACUUGCCAAUUCUGGUUCCCAGUGCAAAGAAGGCCAUAUAUAUGGAUGAUGAUGUAAUUGUGCAAGGGGAUAUUCUUACCCUUUACAAUACACCACUGAAGCCAGGGCAUGCAGCUGCAUUUUCAGAAGAUUGUGACUCAGCCUCUACCAAAGUUGUCAUCCGUGGAGCAGGGAACCAGUAUAAUUACAUUGGCUAUCUUGACUAUAAAAAAGAAAGAAUUCGUAAACUUUCCAUGAAAGCCAGCACCUGCUCAUUUAAUCCUGGAGUUUUUGUUGCAAACUUGACAGAAUGGAAAAGACAGAAUAUAACCAACCAGCUGGAAAAAUGGAUGAAACUCAAUGUAGAAGAGGGACUGUACAGCAGAACACUGGCUGGCAGCACCACAACACCACCUCUGUUGAUCGUAUUUUAUCAACAGCACUCUACAAUUGACCCCAUGUGGAAUGUCCGCCACCUCGGUUCCAGUGCUGGAAAACGAUAUUCACCCCAGUUUGUAAAGGCUGCCAAGUUACUUCAUUGGAAUGGUCACUUUAAGCCAUGGGGAAGAACUGCUUCCUAUUCUGAUGUCUGGGAAAAAUGGUAUAUUCCAGACCCCACAGGCAAAUUCAGCCUGAUCCGAAGACAUAUGGAGAUCUCAAAUACAAAAUAAAACAUAAUUUAUGCUAUAAGCAUUUCUCAGGAAAUCCUGGAAGACAGUAUGUGUGGGAAUUAACAGUUGCAAGGCUUCAAUGCCUAUCUGCAGCAACCCAUGGAAAGAGGGACAUUUCAGCUGGGUAAAGAGGAUGAACUACCCUGUUUAGCAGUCAGCUUCCCAGAUAGGCUAUAAAUGUCUCCAUCUGCCUUACCAAAUGUUUGCUUACUGCCAUACUGAAGGACUGACAGGGAUGGUACGGCUAGUUCAACACUACUGCUUGGUUUUAAUUUUGUAAUAUUAACCUGUGGGCUGAUCUGUUAAUAAAGUGAAACCUACAUUUUUCAA
Acinonyx jubatus (cheetah) is the source of this 1616-nucleotide messenger RNA. RefSeq names its product glycosyltransferase 8 domain containing 1 (gene GLT8D1). Gene Ontology annotation, cellular component: Golgi apparatus. The transcript is spliced from 10 exons. The coding region runs from base 171 to 1286 and encodes 371 amino acids. The record is from RefSeq and is a predicted model, not a curated record. Gene Ontology annotation, molecular function: glycosyltransferase activity. Lineage: Eukaryota; Metazoa; Chordata; Mammalia; Carnivora; Felidae.